This is a messenger RNA of Cavia porcellus (domestic guinea pig), 1058 nucleotides long. It is a transcript of the gene Cldn24, whose product is annotated as putative claudin-24. Gene Ontology annotation, cellular component: bicellular tight junction; plasma membrane. The coding region runs from base 1 to 663 and encodes 220 amino acids. The record is from RefSeq and is a predicted model, not a curated record. Gene Ontology annotation, biological process: bicellular tight junction assembly; cell adhesion. The transcript has a single exon. Lineage: Eukaryota; Metazoa; Chordata; Mammalia; Rodentia; Caviidae. Gene Ontology annotation, molecular function: structural molecule activity.
AUGGCUUUAGUCUUUAGAACAGCAAUGCAGUCGGUUGGGCUUUCAUUAUCAUUGCUGGGAUGGGUUUUAUCCAUCACUACAACUUAUCUGCCACACUGGAAGAACCUCAACCUGGACUUAAAUGAAAUGGAAAACUGGACCAUGGGCCUGUGGAAAACCUGCGUCAUCCAGGAAGAGGUGGGGAGGCAAUGCAAGGACUUCGAUUCCUUCCUGGCUUUGCCGACUGAGCUCAGGGUCUCUCGGAUUUUAAUGUUCCUGUCAAAUGGGCUGGGGUUUCUAGGCCUGCUGGUCUCCGGGCUGAGCCUGGACUGUUUGAGAACUGGACAGAGACUGCAAGAUCUCAAGAGGCAACUGCUAAUCCUGGGAGGAAUCCUGCUCUGGACCUCGGGAAUCGUGGCCCUCAUUCCAGUCUCUUGGGUUGCUCACAUCACAGUGCAGGAGUUCUGGGAUGAGACCAUCCCAGAGAUUGUCCCCAGGUGGGAGUUUGGGGAAGCCCUCUUUCUUGGCUGGUUUUCUGGGAUUUCUCUUCUGCUGGGAGGGAGUGUGCUUCACUGUGCAGCCUGCUCAGCCUCAGCUCCUGGAGCUCUGGGCCACUAUGCAGUGGCAGAAAUAGGACCUCAGUGUUCACACCUGGACAAUGGAACAGCAGAUCCUCAAGUGUAAGGGCCAGCAAAGCCAGCAUUAUACUCUGUGUCAGCUGCGUUGAUGAAGAGGUCUUUUUUAAGCAACUAAAUUUGUGCUGCUUACAUUUUCUCACUCAGUAAUUAUUUUUCUAUACAGAUUCUUGCCUCCUAAGUGUGGAGAACAAUGAAGGGAAAUUUUAUGUCUAAAAGGAAACUUUAUGGUGAGCAUUAUAUAGGUAUGAAUGACAAAGUGUUACUGAUCUGGUUAUGUAGAUCAACAUGUAGUGGCUGUUUAAUAUCUUCAGGCUGGAGCUUUACUGCAUUAAUUUUAUAUUGUGAAGUGUUGUUACUUUUGUUGGUAGCUACAAAUGAAUAGUUUCUGUUCUCUAAAAGACAAUAAUAACUAUCUGUUGUACAUUUAAUAAAACUACAUGG